UACUACUGCUACUACUGCUACUACUGCUACUACUGCUACUACUGCUACUACUGCUACUACUGCUACUACUGCUACUACUGCUACUACUGCUACUACUGCUACUACUGCUACUACUGCUACUACUGCUGAGGCUGAUUGGUGA
This is a messenger RNA of Trichoderma gamsii, 142 nucleotides long. RefSeq lists its product as hypothetical. Lineage: Eukaryota; Fungi; Ascomycota; Sordariomycetes; Hypocreales; Hypocreaceae. The annotation marks the transcript as partial. The record is from RefSeq and is a predicted model, not a curated record. The transcript has a single exon.